Amborella trichopoda is the source of this 1500-nucleotide messenger RNA. RefSeq names its product Sterile alpha motif (SAM) domain-containing protein. Gene Ontology annotation, molecular function: protein binding. The record is from RefSeq and is a predicted model, not a curated record. NCBI's taxonomy places the organism in Eukaryota, Viridiplantae, Streptophyta, Magnoliopsida, Amborellales, Amborellaceae.
UUCUAUGACCUAAACCCGACACUAGAUAGGGUCCAAUUCAAAGUGAGAUCAACCAGGUCCCAGAUCUGCCCCACUAGUUCCAAUACAUGACCCAGACCAUCGACCUGCUGACCCAACCUCAUUUCCACCGCUUAAGGGAACGAAUUCAAGCCCUAACCCUCUAAUAUUUGGGCGUCGUCCAGGCAGUGACGUUACAUAAUCCUCUAAAUUUAUCUGUUUUCUUUCUUUUUGAAUAUUGUGGAUCCCAAAUUGUAAGUAGAGAGUAUCAAUUUGAAUUUUGGUGAUAAAGAGUAUCUUCCUUAAAUAUUUCCAUUCAAGCUUGAAAGCAGACCAGGUCUCUAGAUUCGCUCGCGGUGAUUAAAGUUCUCACUCAUCAACUUUGUACCCUCACCAUCUUACCUCCUUUCCUGCUAUUUACUCUUUAAAUUCCUGCCAUCUCUUUCAACUUGCAGUUUCUCUCUGCGGAGUUUCUUCAAAAAUUUGAAUAUUCGAAACUCAUUUCAAUUGCAUAAAGAUCCAAUCCUUAGGGGGUUUAAAUAAGAUUUUGGGAGAGAUGGUUGGUGGAAUAGGUACCAUGCAUGCUGAUCGAGUCCUUGCUGCUGGUAAAAGGUCUAUUAAGGAUCGUCUCGAUGGAGACUUCGAUGAUUCUUAUUCUCAAGGGAGACGUAAUAACAGCGGCAAGAGGCAGCGCCAAAAUGAUGAUAGGUGGAAGCACGAUCUUUAUGAUGAUGGAGGUGAAAUUCCUCAAGUUUCGAAUUCCAAGGUUGGUUCCAAGGAUCUACGGUUAAAGUUACAACGAAAGGCUUCACAGCAGGCGUCUCAAAGUUCACGUCUCCCACAAACAAGUGUGGGUGAUUUGCGGGAAAAGUUAUCUGGUAUAAUACAUUCACAACCAUCAAAUACAGAUCAACCUAAUGUCAAGCUUGUGCCUGAUGCUGCCAAAACUGUGAAGAAGACCAUUUCAUCUAAUGAAUUGGGUGGCAUGGAUGGCAAGAAGAUUGUCAAUCCUUCUAUGACUGAAAAGAGGGUACAGCAGAAGUCAUCUUUGUCGGUGAGUGGUCUGCUACAGUCUCUUGGACUAGAGAAGUAUUCAAUAACAUUUCAAGUAGAGGAGGUGGAUAUGGCUGCCCUUAAGCAUAUGACUGAUGAGGAUCUAAAGGCCCUAGGAAUCCCUAUGGGUCCUAGAAAGAAGAUACUCCUGGCAUUGAACUCUAAAGUCAGGAACAGCUGAGAUUGGGAAUUUGGACCAGAAGGACCUGGUGCAGCUGUGCUUAGAAGGAAUCAAGUUUGUGGCCCAUUUAACUAUGCUUCUACCUGCACCCACACAAUUUUCUUCUAUAAUUCCUGAUGUUGAAUCAAGGAAAGCCCAAUGAUUAUGAUGUUGUAUAUCCAAAAGUUGAUGACAUGUAAUUUAAUGCAAGGGGGAAUUCUAAUUUAUUUUAUAUAUGUUGAGCACUUUUUCCAUCACAUAAUGACAGAUCGGUGGUUUGAUUACUCGAA